CCAUCAAGAGAGACUCGCGUCCCCACCUGGUCUUUGUCUGUUUACUCUUUGUUUCAAUGAUUCCUUUGAGAGAAGAAAUGCUAGGCAACUGUGAGAAGAUGGUUGUCAUCUCUUCAACUACUAACGCAUGGCCACAGAAUCAGAUAGAUGAGAAAAGCCUGAUGGCAUCAACAAGUAAACUAAUGGAGAGACCAAGCCAAGAAGUACUUUCGCAACCACAGCAGCAGCAGCAGCAGCUGCAGCAAGCUCUUAAAUGUCCUCGUUGUGACUCCUCAAACACCAAGUUCUGUUACUAUAACAACUACAGCUUAUCUCAGCCAAGACACUUUUGCAAGGCUUGUAAGAGAUACUGGACAAGAGGUGGCACUUUAAGGAAUGUUCCUGUUGGUGGUGGAUGUAGAAAGAACAAGCGCGUCAAGAGACCAGCCUCAGCCGCUGAAGGAGCUAGUAAUUCAGUUCCUAGUGCAAACCCAAACCCUCAAACCCCAAUUGACCAUAUUUCUUCAACUUCAAAUCAUACUAAUCCUUUGUUUUAUGGGUUAUCUGGCAGUAACCCAUCAGAGAUGAACCUUCCAUUUCCUGGUAGGUUCAAUCCAAGGAUGGAUUCAGCUGUUUCUGGGUAUCAUGAUCCCCAGCCACAGUUAAAUGCUCUUGCUUUAGGGUUUUCAUCAGGAAUCAUGAGUACUAAUGAUGCUAAUGGGUUUAACCCUACGAAGCAAAUACAAGAUGUGGUCACUUCAAAUUCACUUCUUUCAAGUUAUUCCAAUCUCUUUGGCUCCUCCACAACUUCCACCAACACAACUUCUCCUAUUAUAGCUUCUUUGCUUGCCUCUAGCUUUAACCAACAAAAGUUCACCAAUGGUGGUAUCAAAGAGAGUACUAGAGCUCCCAACUACUUUCAAAGCUUGACAGUACCCUUCGAGGAGUUGCAAAUGAAUGGCAAUAGUCAAUCUGGGAUUGAUAUGAAAGGGGUGAAAACUGAGCAUGAUCAAAAUAGGUUGGACUGGAAUGUGCCAUGCCAGAAUCAGAUAGAACAAGUUGGCUUGUCAGAUCCUUCAAUGUAUUGGAACACCACCACAAGUGUCGGUUCAUGGCAUGAUCCAGCUACUAUGGGGUCUUCAGUACUUCUUUGAUCUAGCUCUACCAAAAAUCCAUUUCUUUCAUUUUAGAUAUCUCCCUCUUGGUUAGUGAUCUUGGUAUGAUCUUAUUUAAACUACUUGAUUUUUUUUCGUUUUACUUCUGUUUCUAGUGCGGUUCAUGGUACUCAAAUUGAGGAUGGAUUUCUCUUAACAAGGGUAUAAGACAGGUGUGGAAGGAAAUUAGAGAUGAGAGGAGCUUGGAUCAGAGAGAUCAUGUCAGCUGCAAGAUCAGCCUAUUGGUUUUAUUUUCAAGGUUGAGAAAUCCCAUUUGCACUGAGAGGAACCUCGGAUCCUCUUCCCUCUCAUCAAUACAGCCACCAUAACCACGAUCAUUAUCAUGUACACUACACAGUGUUGAAGAAAUUAAGAAUAUCCACUACUAUUUGGUGCAACUUUCCAGCUAUUGCUGGACUGGACUUUCCUUAAUCUGUAUGUAUAUAUGCAUGACAAGUCUCUUUUCCUUUUCCUUUUAUUUUCUCCUGUUGUACGAGUCCUUGUUAUUAGGUUGGGGUUAGGGGGUAUAUGUUUCAGUCGAUAAUCAAUAUCAGAGGCACUUCUUUUUCAUUUUUUGUCUUUUAUACUUUCUUUUUAAGGGGAAAAAAUUUGCUGGGGGGCGUUGGGCACAAUGGUAUAGGAAAAGGGGGGGAUUUUUGCUAUUUUAAUGUUGGGAUUUUGUUUAUGUGAUUGGUCUUUUGGGUUAUAUGUUUGUUGACUUUGAAGUGUUUCAUGUAAUGAAGGAUCUGUGGGUUUGGGAAUUUCCAUUGCUGAUGUUUGAAAUGCAUUCAGUGAUACACUAAACUUCUGGAUA
Messenger RNA from Populus euphratica (Euphrates poplar), 1947 nucleotides. RefSeq names its product dof zinc finger protein DOF1.4-like. The transcript has 2 exons. The coding region runs from base 57 to 1133 and encodes 358 amino acids. Gene Ontology annotation, molecular function: DNA-binding transcription factor activity; DNA binding. The record is from RefSeq and is a predicted model, not a curated record. NCBI's taxonomy places the organism in Eukaryota, Viridiplantae, Streptophyta, Magnoliopsida, Malpighiales, Salicaceae. Gene Ontology annotation, biological process: regulation of DNA-templated transcription.